Molecule: messenger RNA, 1135 nt
Organism: Sebastes umbrosus (honeycomb rockfish)
Lineage: Eukaryota; Metazoa; Chordata; Actinopteri; Perciformes; Sebastidae
Product: pituitary tumor-transforming gene 1 protein-interacting protein
Exons: 7
Coding region: 155-703 (182 amino acids)
Biological process (GO): protein import into nucleus
Cellular component (GO): cytoplasm; nucleus
Source: RefSeq, a predicted model, not a curated record
AACAAACCGAGCUCACCCUCAGACUACCAGGAAGUGACAGCAGCAGAACAACAAAACAGAAACUAGAGAAACUCCAGAUCCUCCGUGUUUACCGAGCAUCGAGCUCGAACUCUCUGCUGUUAAGCUUCCCAGCCGGUCUCUUACUGUUCUAACGAUGUCUUCUUCUACCGCCGAGAGGACACCAUGGAGCUGCCAGGUGUUGUUUGGUGUCGUGGUUCUGCUGGUGAGCUGUGUGAACCAGGCUGAAUGUCAGACUACUCCUCCGCCUCCAACACCCUGCUCUGCCUACAGGAACUGUGACACCUGUGUUCCACACGCCCAGUGUCUGUGGUGCUUCUCCAACAACAACUGCACAGACUACCCAGUGAGCUGGUUGCUGCCUCCAGCAUCAGUGUGCCAGCUGUCUAAGGCCCGUUGGGGAGUGUGUUGGUUGAACUUUGAAGCCCUGAUCAUCGUCCUGGGUGUCCUGGGUGGAACCGUCCUCAUCAGCUUUAUCGUAUGCUGCUGCUGCUGCUGUUGCUGCAAGAAGCGUCGAUCAAGGCCUGACAGAGAUGAUGAGAGAUUUGUGAGGAGGAGAGAGGAGAUCAAACAGCGCGCUGACGAACGUAACGUGGAGAGAAAGGCACGGCACGAUCAGAUCCGCAAGAAGUAUGGUCUGAUGACUGACUCGGACCACCCGUACAGCAAGUUUGAGAACGAGUAAAGCAGCUGCACUGGACCGGUUCCACAGGCAGCACGUGGAGCUGGCCCUUAGUUUUAGCUGGAGUGAUGCACAUUUCUCACUCUAACCACAAACAAUGAGACGUGUGCUGCUGAGUGGCUCGGUUCAGACUGAUCCGCUUCAGACUACAAAUCACCAUCAACAAUAACAAACAAAAACAAAUCUUGAUUCUUGCUGAGGAUGCAACGCUGUUCGCUGUUCUGGUGUUUAGGAUGGAUGUUUUAAAACUUCCUGCAGAGUUCUUUUGUCUUCUCCUAUAAUUUCCUUGUACCGUAUGAGUUCUCUCUUUUUAAAUAUGGUAGUUUCAUAUCUGCCUUUGCACUUUGUACAUACAGUUUUGAUUUAUGAAAUACAAAGUAAUGAUUGUACUGCAGAUGUAAACCUACACAUGAAUAAAUUUCUUCUCUUUUAAAA